GCCAGUGGUGGCGUAAAGGCUCCUGGGAAAUGUAGUUCCAUACAGUCCCAACGGCGGGGUCUGGUCAUGUGGCGCAAAGGCCACAGGGAAAUGUAGUUCCAUUAUCCCAGCCUGCGGCAGGUUCUGGAGAUGGCGCAAAGGUCGCUGGGAGAUGUAGUUAUAAGCGGCCUGGGCAGAUGCUGCACGGAGAUGUGAUUCGUGGAGGUGGUGCAUAGGCCUCAGGCUGAUGUAUUGCCCGCCCCCCCCCCCCCCCGUCUCAGCGUACGAGCCUGAAGAGAAGAUGGCCCUUUCAUUAGGCAUCCUGCCCGUGGUGAUGGCAGAGCUACUGAACAAAGUCCAGCAAGUUCACCAGCAGUCGUCGCAAUUGACGGAUGAACUGCUUCUAAUGCUGAAGUUUGUCUUUGGACCUCCGAUCCUGCAGGCGUUGGAACUGGUGGAUCAACGCUCAGUAACGUUUGUCGACUCUCCCAGUGGAAGAUCACUCUACCAGGUUAUUGGAAGCUCUGGUCGGGUGUAUCGUUGCUUCAGCUCCUGCCUCUACUGCUCCUGUGCAGCUUUCAUGUACUCCGUCUUACGACGGAAUGACCACAUACUGUGUAAACAUCUUCUUGCUGUGUACUUGUGCCAAGCCAUGGGAACGCUACGCCAGCUGAGAGUCUCCAACCAACAGCUGACCGAUCUGCUGCAAGCAAAGGACGAGGAGCUUGAAUCCACAGAGUAGCGGAGGAAGGGGCAAGGCCCGCAGCCUGACCUGAGGCAACUGAUUCUGGGUCGAAUCCAAGACCACCCUAGCGAAACACAACACUGUCACUGAAGAUGGACACAAACGCUGGAGUAACUCAGCCGGUCAGGCAGCAUCUCCUGAAAAAAGGAAUAGGUGACGUUUUGGGUCGAGGCCAUUCUUCAGACUGAAGCUGACAGUUUACAGAAGCUGUCUUUAAGAGGAAUCCUUAUUCCUGGACAAUAAACCAUUUAGCGGCAAGCAGAAGACAAGUCCAAGAGAUAUUUGCAAGAACCAGAAGGUGGUUUUUCACCUGUAGCCAUCGGCCACAGAAUGGUUGAGAGAAUCGUGAGGAUAUGAGGAAGUGCUCCAGGAUUCCCUGUAGAAACACAGACCUGCAGAUGCUGGUUUGCGCAAAAGAUGGACGCAAAGGGCUGGAGUAACUCAGCGGCUCAGGCAGCAUCUCUGGAAAAAUAAGAUAGGUGACAUUUGGGUCGGGGCUCUUCUUUAUACUGAAGACGUUAGUCUGAAGGAGAGUCCUGACCCGAAUCGUCACCUAUCCUUUUUCUCCAGAGAUGCUGCCUGGUCCACUCAUUUACCUCAGCACUUUGUGUCUAUCUCGAAGAUCCCUCGCUGUAUUUUUGUGUCCAUUGACAAGUAUCCUCAGCAUAGAAACAAAUUGUAUUGUGACAUUGGAGAAAUGUAGGCGUCACAGUGGCGCAGCGGUAGAGUUGCUGAUUUACAGCGCCAGAGACCCGGGUUCAAUGCUGACCACGGGUGCUGUCUGUACGGAGUUUGUAUGUUCUCCCCCUCACCAUGUUGGUUUACACCAGGUGCAUCGGUUU
Molecule: messenger RNA, 1566 nt
Organism: Amblyraja radiata (thorny skate)
Lineage: Eukaryota; Metazoa; Chordata; Chondrichthyes; Rajiformes; Rajidae
Gene: zswim7
Product: zinc finger, SWIM-type containing 7
Exons: 6
Coding region: 227-721 (164 amino acids)
Biological process (GO): double-strand break repair via homologous recombination
Cellular component (GO): Shu complex
Molecular function (GO): zinc ion binding
Source: RefSeq, a predicted model, not a curated record